AUGCCAUCUAUACCAAAUCCUCUCCGCUCAAAACUAUGUCUUAAUUCAACUCAAAUUUCGGGAUUCGAAAUAAGUAAACACCCUGUUUUUAUCACCGGGUCAACCGAAUAUAUCGGAUCGCAAGUUGUAGCGGCGACAUUGAAAGCGGGCUAUCGCGUGCGGCUAAGUAUACGCAUGAUUGAACAGGAGUCUGCUCUCAGAAAGAGAUAUCCAGGGUUCAACACUGAUAUCGAAACGGUCGUGAUUUCCGACCUAAGUAACGUUGACGAUUUCCAGAAACCUCUUCGUGGAGUCGACUACAUCUUUCAUAUUGCCUCACCUAUGGCUGGUAAAGGCGUUGGUUUCCGCGACGGCUACGUCAACGCGGCUGUUGAGGGGACUUUGGCCGUUUUAAAUGCUGCAAUGAUAUUCAAAGGAUCAUUAUUUCAUCAAUGCUAUCAUUGGUAG
Molecule: messenger RNA, 447 nt
Organism: Penicillium waksmanii
Lineage: Eukaryota; Fungi; Ascomycota; Eurotiomycetes; Eurotiales; Aspergillaceae
Exons: 1
Coding region: 1-447 (148 amino acids)
Molecular function (GO): oxidoreductase activity, acting on the CH-OH group of donors, NAD or NADP as acceptor
Source: RefSeq, a predicted model, not a curated record